This is a messenger RNA of Perca fluviatilis (European perch), 2823 nucleotides long. Its product is annotated as intestinal mucin-like protein. The transcript has 19 exons. The record is from RefSeq and is a predicted model, not a curated record. Gene Ontology annotation, molecular function: protein binding. Gene Ontology annotation, cellular component: extracellular matrix. The coding region runs from base 305 to 2698 and encodes 797 amino acids. NCBI's taxonomy places the organism in Eukaryota, Metazoa, Chordata, Actinopteri, Perciformes, Percidae.
CACAACCACAUCUACAAUCCCACCAACUGAACCUACUACUACCACAACUGAAGAGCCAACCACAACCACAAAAUCUACAAUCCCACCAACUGAACCUACUACUACCACAACUGAAGAGCCAACUACAACCACUACAGGUCCAACUACUGUUUCAACACAUUUAACAACAUUUGAAACACCUGUAACUGGUCCAACAUUACCGACAUCAGUGCCUCCACCAACUGUCCCCCAAAUUUCUGCCACUACAGAAUGUUUCUGCUUUGUUAAUGAAACAUAUUAUAGACCAGGGGAUGUAAUAUUAGACAUGAAAGACAUUGGAUCAGGUGUAUGUCUCACAAUGAUAUGUUCUGAUAUUUGUGAGAUUCAUAACACAACAGUAAUUUGCACAAGCAUACCUACACCCACACCCACAACACCUGUACCUACCUGCCCUGAAUGGAAUGUAACACAAAAUGAGACCUUCUUUUUGUGCAACUGCACCAUGGCCAGAUGCAUUGAGAACAAUACAAUUGAAAUAAUUCCAUAUGAAUGUCCACCCCUUGAGAACAUCACUUGUACCAAUGGAAAGAAACCAGUUCUUGUGUAUGAUGAGUACUACUGCUGCCAGCAUUACGCUUGUGACUGUGUAUGUGAAGGCUGGGGAGAUCCUCAUUACAUUACAUUUGAUGGAUUGUACUACAGUUAUCAAGGAAACUGUACUUACGUCUUGAUGGAAGAGAUUUUACCAAAACAUAACUUGAACAUUUAUAUUGACAAUGUCUUGUGUGAUCCCACUGAAGAUGUUUCUUGUCCGCGAUCAAUAAUGAUAUCAUACCAAUGGGAAGUUAUCACACUCUUAAAUCAUAACCUUCUUGGAGCAGCACAGUUGGAGGCACUGAAAAACGGAGUACGUCUGAAACUACCUUAUUCACAACAAGGUGUUAGGAUCUUCGACUCUGGCAUUAACUUGGUUUUGGAGAUCCCUCGCUUAAAAGUAGUCAUUACAUUUGGAAUAACUGGCUUUAGUGUGACCCUUCCAUAUCAAUACUUUGGCAGUAACACACAGGGCCAUUGUGGAACAUGCAAUAACAACACAACUGAUGACUGCAGGCUGCCUGGAGGCCAGCUGGUGCAAGAUUGUGCCGUGAUGGCCGACUAUUGGCCUGCAAAACACAUUAACCAACCCAACUGCCACAUACCUUCUGUUUUGCCCACCAAUAUGCCUGAACCUCCACCAACCCUAACUCCAUGCAAGCCAGAUUCCAUAUGUCACCUGCUUAAGAGCAGUCUCUUUGCAGCAUGCCAUCCCUUUGUCUCUCCUGACAAUUUCUAUCGAGGUUGUGUUUUUGAUAGCUGCCAUGUUUCCAACCCAGCAGUGGAUUGUACAAGUUUGCAGACUUAUGCUGCUGCCUGUGCUCAGGCUGGGGUUUGUCUGCACUGGAGGAACCACACCAAGUUGUGCGCAAGUGACUGCCCAUCAAACAAAGUUUACAAGCCAUGUGGUCCUGCAGAACAGCCAACCUGUGAAGACAAUUCUAAUGAACCAGCCAUGAACUACACUACCGAGGGCUGCUUUUGUCCUGAUGGAAUGAAACUCUUCAACAAAGACUCUGGCAUAUGUGUUAAUACAUGUGGAUGUCUUGAUCCUGAGGGCAUUCCUCGUCAGCUUAAUGAGAGGUUUGAGUACAAAUGCCAAAACUGCAUUUGUGAGGAGUCCACCAAGACUGUGACUUGCAAGCCAAAGGCAUGCCCGACACCACCUAUAACAAAUUGCAUUGGUCCCGGGUUUGUCCUUGUCAACCAAACUAUGCCAUCAGACCCCUGCUGUUCUACUUUUGUUUGCCAAUGCCACAGCAACACUUGCCCAAUCACCGACAUGAACUGUCCAGUAGGAUAUAUGCCAGUUGUCAGUGUUCCUGAGGGAAAGUGCUGUCCAGAACGUAGAUGUGAGCCUAAAAGAGUUUGUGUCCACAAAGACUAUGAAUACCAGCCUGGCUCUUCAGUUCCUGCGCCUCUAUGUCAGGAUUGUAACUGCACCAAUGAGGUGGACCCCCGUUCUGGUCUAUUCAAGAUACGUUGUGAGUUUCAGAAAUGUCAAGAAGACUGUGACAUGGGAUAUGAAUAUGUGGAAACUGAUUCAGGUGAAUGCUGUGGAAAGUGUGUACAGACACACUGUGUCGUCAGUGUUAAUGAUGAUACCAAGAAGCUCUUGAAGCCAGGAGAGACCUGGUCAUCAACUGAGAAUAAGUGUCAGCAUUACACCUGUGUUGAGGUCGGUGACACUUUAACAACAUUCAAUUCACAAAUUGUCUGCCCGCCAUUCCAGCAGAGCAACUGCCAACCUGGCACAAUUCAGACUGCAGCAAAUGGCUGCUGUAAAAUCUGUGUGGAGCGGAAGAAGGGCUGCAAGGUAGUACCCAUGAAAACACACGUUAUGCACAAGGGCUGUCAGUCCUACCAGGAGGUAGAUAUGCCAUAUUGUGAAGGAUCCUGCAACACUUUCACCAAGUACUCUGAAGCAGCAGCUGCUAUGCAGCAUUCUUGUUCCUGCUGCAGGGAGACUCGCUCCAGCAAUCGCACUGUUGACUUGCACUGCCUGAAUGGAGAUGUGGUUCCCUACUCAUACAUCCAUGUGGAGGAGUGUGGCUGCGGCCACACAGACUGCACCAGAGCUGCUGCACAACCCGUGCGUAGGAGGCAAAGCUCCACACUGGUGUAAACUGGAUGUGGGAUGUAAAGGUUUCUUCCAAUAUUGUCUUGACUAUCAUUACAUCUCUUACAAAGCAAUUGCCUUUGUAGAGAGAAUAUUUAUCAAUUAAUCAAAUAAAAAUAUGCAACUCUGUU